AUGUCUAGUCCGGACGAGAAACGCGCUCCAGACGGCGGGGGAGGGGAGAAUGGAAUUCCUCAAGCGGACGGGUCCCCCGCGAGAUCGAGCACUUCGGCGUCCGACAAGGCAUCGAAUCGCUCGACUACUGGCAAGCGAUUUUUCCCGUGGCUUUUACCUGCUCUCAAGAACCGGCGUACGCUCAAGACCUGGGCCCGAUGCACUAUUGUACUUCUCGCGGCGAUGAUACUGCUCGUAGACCAGGAUACGCUGGCGACUAUGGGACAGGCAGGAUUCUUUGCUGCCCUGGUCUGCGUGAUGCUACCCCCGAAUCUUGCCCUUCCCCUUUGGACGAUAGCGGCCGCCACGCUGCUCAUCGGAAUGUGUUUGGGUUGGGCCUGGGGAAUCGCCGCCAUGGCGAGCGCAAACAACGUCCGGAGCCAAUCUCGCCUACUCGCCGCACAGCAGGAGAUGAUACAGAACAAUGUCACACAAUAUCUCGACCAGCAAAUAUGGAUAUUCCAUGGGCAUUUCCUCGACCCGCGGUCGUCUGCCGUGUACGGCGCUUUCCUGUUCAUUGGCGCCUACUUUAUGGGCACCAUUCGUGCGCAUUUCCCUAAACUGGCGCUCCUUGCAAUAUUUGGGACGAUUGUCAUGGACGUGAUGUGCUCGUACGGACCUCUGCUUCCCCGGACGAACUACACCCUCGCCAAACUAUUCAUGAUCCCCGCCUCCUACUACGUCGCAUGUGCGAUAGCCGCUCUCAUCCUGAUCUUCCCGGAGAGCUUAAACCACGUCUGGUUGACGAGCCUUGAAACCAACAUGUGGCAGCCCAUCCUCGACAUUAUCGCUCUUCAGGAUGAGGCUUUGGGCAAGCGGCCUUCCGAUCAUAGUAGCUGGCAGGCGCUCACUGGCCGCGGUCGCGCUCUUGGUGGAAAGCUCGACGCAGGCGUGCAAGGGCUCGUCGGCCAGGUCAAGCUUGCCGGCGUUGAAUGGUCAAUGGGCCGCCUUGGUCCGGGCGAUCUGAAGAAGAUCAGCAAGGGCUUGGAAUCGCUGGCCUUCCGCGCGACGUGUCUCUUGUCUUUCCAGCGCUUUGUCGACGAGACGAAUGCUGCCGAUGCGAGGGAUGCUGAGUUGCUUGAGAAGCAGGCGAACAGCGCACCUGGUUCGAUCCCUAUCGAUCGCUUCACCCUCCUUCGCCGCCGUAUCAAGGAGCGGGAGGCCAUGCACGGACAUAAUUUGGACGCCCUGAUGCCUAUAUUGGCUCACGCCUCCGAGGGUUUGAGAGCCGCAGUUGCUGAAGCGGCCUUGGAAGCUCAACAAUGGGGCGCGGACUGCAACCAUGGACGCUGGUCUGGCUGGUUUUUUGCGUGCUUCGGUCAACGUCGCAAACUCAGGGACAAGGUGAUCGACCGUCGCGCGAAGGUCGGGCGCGCCCUUGGAGCUCUUGAGCGCGAGCUUGAGAUUUUCCGAACGGUCACUCGCAAGGAGCUCCUCAAGCCGUACGAGAAGUGCUUCGACCCGGAGACGCGCGCAUUGAGGGAGGACAUCGCGCGCGGCGGCAAAGGGCACCCGGACAUGUUUGCCGUUCAGUCCCUCUUCACCUGCUUCGUCUUUAUCGACACCCUCGACGCCUUCUCCGAGCGCCUCGCCAUGGUCAUGCGCCGCAUCCUCCUCCUUGACCCGCGCCGCGAGAUGGCGCGCCUCUGGGCGCCCGCCGGCCUUGGCGCGAUCGCGCGCAAGCUCUUCUCCGACGACGACAUCGGCGUGGAGAACGCGAACGCGGUCGUCAUCGGGCUCGGCGUCGACCGCGAUCCGGCGAACUUCGACCGGGACUGGCGCACGAGUACACGGACGAGCAGCGUGCGGCAGGAGGGAGAUGGGACGACGACGGAUGGGGAGGAGAGCGAUUCGGAGGUGGAGGAGGAUGAGGGGGCGGAGGUGAGAGCGAGGGAGGCGGAGAAGAAGAGGAAGGAGGCGGCGAGGGUGAAGGCGAAGGAGAAAAAGAAGAAGGAGCAGGACAGUCCCAAGAGAGUUCAGCGUGAGCUUGUUGAUGCGUGCCGUAACCCUGACGCUCUGCCGCCGACCUCGACUAUGGGACGCAUUGGCAUGCGCUUCGCGCGCAUCAUCCGCGGCAUGAAGUCAGACAACGGUGUCUUCGCCUUCAAGUACGCUCUGGUCUCCGUCGCUCUGUGGAUCCCGCAAGUCUGCUUCUCAAGUGCCUGGCUCACCUACAAGGAAAAGGGCCUUUGGGCUCUGAUCAUGGCGCAAACUGGUCUCUCCGUCUACGCGGGCGAUCAGAUUGGCGGUUACGUCAUUCGGCUGAUUGGCACUGGCAUUGGCUUGCUGCUCGGGAUGGCGGUCUGGUACAUCGGUGCGGGCAAUGGCGAUGGUAAUCCGUAUGGGAUUGUUGCUGCGACGGUCGUCUUCAUCUCGCCCUUCCUCCUUGCCCGUAUCGCGGUGCCUCCGCAGGACAUGAUCAUCUACAUGAUGACCGGUGUUACCGCUGUCUUCGUCGUUGGCUUCUCUUGGGUGGACACGCACAUCCUUGCGCAGCCCGCCAAUGCCGGUAUUGGCGUGGAACUCGGUUGGAAGCGAGCGCUACUCGUUAUCAUCGGCUUCACUGCCGGCUUCAUCGUCAUGCUCUUCCCGAGCCCUACUUCAGCACGUCUACUCGUAAGGCGCACUCUCGCCGCGACAUUGCAGGAGCUCGGCUCGGUAUUCGCUGCCGAAAUGGAGACCUUCCUUGCUGAGGAGGCGCGAUACCAGCGCGCGCUCAAGGGCUUUGACUCCCCGUCAUCGGAAGUCGCUGCGCCGUCGGGUGAUGAUCCGGACAGGCCUGCGUACAGGUUCCUCAACUCGAACAAGGAGGCCAAGAUUCGCAAGCUGGGCGACCGUAUUCUGGGUGUGCAGACGAGGUUGCAGGCGCUCGCACCAUCGCUGAAGACGGCGAGGUGGGAGCCUCAAGUACAGGGCAUGUGGCCGCAUACUCAGUACGAGAGGCUGUACGCCAACCAGAUGAAGCUGCUUUCGAGCAUCGUCCUUCUGGUGGGCACGAUGUCACGCUUGGAUCCCAAGUGGUGCAGCGUCCUUGUGCACCGCACACCUUUCCUCAAUCCGAACCUGCUCGCCGACGCAUUCUCGACCAUCGCUAUUCUUUCUCAAUCCUUGAUGACCGCGCAGCCUAUCCCUGGUGUCCUACCUCGCAUUCGCGAUCGCAUGGUAUACCAUGAGCGUCAUAAGGAGGCGUAUGGGGCUCAGGGUCGGGGGGCACAUCCUCGCGUCCAGGAGGCGCGACCUCCUACUGGGACCGAGGAGAACGUGGAAGAGCUCGACUUCAGUGGAGGCAAGGUCGAUGGAUCAACCAUCGGCUUCGAGCAGCUUACGCUUGACGUGUUGUUGGACGACCAACUCCCGGCGCAUUCCACCGCUGUGUUGGCCCUUUCCAGCAUCGUUGGGCUCCUUGACGAAAACGCGAGCAUAGUUCGCGAGCUCUGCGGUGAAACCAGUCUCGCGGGGAUCGAGUACCUUCGCGACCAGUAUUUGAGCCGGGAGGAGAACACCAUCGCCUCUGACUUCGCAGCCCGCAUGCAGAACCUGAAGGCGCCACCAUUGUAAUCUCGAGACGACCCUUGUUUACUACUCGUAUACUACAGUCACAAACUUGUAAUUCGGCUUAUACCAACCUAUCUAUCGGGAGAAUUGUACACCCGCAUUGCGACAGUCAAA
This is a messenger RNA of Schizophyllum commune H4-8, 3708 nucleotides long. RefSeq lists its product as uncharacterized. Lineage: Eukaryota; Fungi; Basidiomycota; Agaricomycetes; Agaricales; Schizophyllaceae. The record is from RefSeq and is a predicted model, not a curated record. Bases 1 to 3597 code for a protein of 1198 amino acids. The transcript is spliced from 20 exons.